ACUCCAGCCCCAUUACAUGAUCCUGAAUAAAUAUUUGCUGAUUAAGAGGAGACUGUGACUGAGCAGUAUCGACAUUUUCAGAUUUACCAAGAAGGGUGGACAGUCAUUUGGUUCAUAGGAAAGAUUACCGUUCAUUUCUGAUCUGUUGUGUUUGAUAAGUGGCAGAACUAUGGAGUAUCCUCUGGUGUGGGUUCUCAUCCUGGUGCUGCUCAACUUCACUACAGGUGUCUCUGGCCAGGUGGUGGUUCCCUCGAUGAACCCCUUAGCUGUGGGCAGUAAUGUCACCCUGAACCUAGUUCCUCAAAGCCCCAUCAACAUAGGGACCUGGUCAUAUGAAACUACAAUCAUUGUACUUUUCUAUCCUGGUGGCAGUAUUGUGAGUACAAGUUAUCAAGGCAGAGUCUCAUUCAACCGCUCCUCCUCAGAGCUGUCCAUAAACUCUCUCCAACUCAACGACUCAGGUAUAUAUACCGUGCAGGGAAUGGAGCCAGUCCUGAAAGCUGUGGUGACUUUGUCUGUCCAGGAGCCCAUUUCAAACGUGACUCUAAGGGCCAACGCCACUGAUCUAGUGGAAUUGAACGACACUUCCAUUUUCACCUGCUCUGUCUCCUCUGGCACCUCCCUCUCCUACCGCUGGCUGAAUGGCAGCUCAGAGGUCACAGCUAGUGACAGAGUUUGGCUUGGUGGUGGGAACAGCACUCUCACCAUAGUCAGUGUGACACGAUACGAUGAAGGGCCGUUCAGAUGUGAGGUCAUCAAUGGAAUCAGCAAUGGCACCAGCCAGCCCAUUGGCCUCAAUGUUAGAUAUGGCCCAAGUAACCUCACCAUGUUGGUAGUUCCUGAGAUGACCAUAGGACAUACAGCCUACAAGACAGGCUCUGACAUCAUUCUGUCCUGCUCCGCUCAGUCCAAACCCACUGAGUCCUUCAAGUGGAGGUUUAAUGGGGCGUUCCUCAAUGAGCAAAGCCCGAAGCUCAGCCUGCAGAACACCAGAGAGAACCAGACAGGAAGUUACGCCUGCUUAGCCCACAACAAUGUCACACUCCGAUACGCCACCAUGACCACAAUGAUAAAGAUUGUGGAGCCGAUAUCAGCGGUUUCGUUGAGCCGUGAUGGGAAGCCACCGAUACUGGAUCAGUCGUUCACUCUGCGGUGUGAGGUGACUGGACCUGUAGACUACAUUCACUGGUUGAUGAACGGCCAGCUCAUCUCCCUAAACAACAGAACAUUCUUCUCUACGGGCAACAAGACAAUGGUUAUCAACCCAAUCCAGUUUUCUGACAGUGGAGAAUAUCUCUGUGAGGCCUUUAAUGCUGUCAGCAACCUGACCAGCAUGACAUACAAGCUUGUGGUGAACUUUGGACCAGAGAGACCUGCUGUAACUAGUCCGGAUAUAGCAAUGACAGGACACAACGUGACCUUCAACUGCUCAGCCUCCUCUCAGCCUCCCAGCCAGUUCAGCUGGUUCUUCAAUGGCUCCCAGGUGGCAACUGGCUCAAAGUAUGAGACUGGCCCACUGACUUUAGCCAGUCAAGGGGACUACACCUGUGUGGCCUUCAACAACAUCACUGUCAGAAACAGCACUGUCUCCAAGAUGCUCAUUGUUGUUGAACCAGUCACCAUGGCCAUGGUGAAAGCCAUGGGAUCCCAGCCAAUACUGAACCAGACAUUCUCUCUGACCUGUGAGACAUCUGGAACAACUUACUCCAUUCAUUGGAUGAGGAAUGGCUGGUCUCUGUAUGCUGACAACAGAAUAGACUUCUCUAUGAACAACAAUACACUGACAUUCAACUCUGUCCAGCAUUCUGACAACGGAGACUAUCAGUGUUUUGCCUCCAACCCACUCAGCAAAAUGACCAGCCCAUACUACAAACUGAUCGUCAACUAUGGUCCAGAGAGACCUGUUAUCAUGAGUCCGGAUAUAGCAAUGACAGGAUACAUUGUGACCUUCAACUGCUCAGCCUCCUCUCAGCCUCUCAGCCAGUUCAGCUGGUUCUUCAAUGGCUCCCAGUUGGCAACUGGCUCAAAGUAUGAGACUUGCCCAUUGACCUUAGAGAGUCAUGGGGAAUACACCUGUGUGGCCUUUAACAACAUCACUGUCAGAAACAGCACUGUCUCCAAGAUGCUCACGGUCAUUGACCCAGUAACCAUGGCCAUGGUGAAAGUCAUGGGUUCCCAGCCAAUAGCAGACUACUUGUUUACUCUGACCUGUGACACCGCUGGAACCAUUUACUCCAUUCAGUGGAUGAGGAACGGCUGGCCGCUGUAUGCUGAUAACAGAACAGACUUCUCUAUGAACAACAAUACACUGACAUUCAACUCCGUCCAGGAUUCUGACAACGGAGACUAUCAGUGUUUUGCCUCCAACCCACUCAGCAAAAUGACCAGCCCAUACUACAAACUGAUCGUCAACUAUGGUCCAGAGAGACCUGUUAUCAUGAGUCCGGAUAUAGCAAUGACAGGACACAUCAUGACCUUCAAGUGCUCUGCCUCUUCUCAGCCUCCAAGCCAGUUCAGCUGGUUCUUCAAUGGCUCCCAGGUGGCGGCUGGCUCAGUGUACGAGACAGGCCCACUGACAUUAGACAAUCAUGGAGAGUACAACUGUGUGGCCUUCAACAACAUCACUGGCAGAAACAGCACUGUCUCCAAGAUGCUCACCAUCAUUGUCCCAGUAACCAUGUCCACGGUUAAAGUCAUUGGUGCCAAGCCAAUUGCAGACUACAUGUUUACUCUGACCUGUGAGACAUCUGGAACCAUUUACUCCAUACAGUGGAUGAGGAACGGCUGGUCUCUGUAUGCAGAAAACAGAACAGACUUCUCUAUGGACAACAAUACACUGAUAUUUAACUCUAUCCAGCAUUCUGACAACGGAGACUAUCAGUGUUCUGCCUCCAACCCCUUCAGCAACAUGACCAGCCCAUACUACAAACUGAUUGUCAACUAUGGACCGGAGCUGCCUAUUAUAACAGGACCAGCAUUAGGAGAAACAGGACACAACGUGACCUUCAACUGCUCAGCCUCCUCUCAGCCUCUCAGCCAGUUCAGCUGGUUCUUCAAUGGCUCCCAGGUGGCGACUGGCUCAGCGUUUGAGACUGGCCCACUGACUUUAGCCAGUCAUGGGAACUACACCUGUGUGGCCUUCAACAACAUCACUGUCAGAAACAGCACUGUCUCCAAGAUGCUCAUUGUCGUUGCAACUGUGACCAUGACCAUCGUGAAAGUCAUUGGAGCCCAGCCAAUACUCAACGAGAGAUUCUCUCUGACCUGUGGCACCACUGGAACGGUUUACUCCAUUCAGUGGACGAGGAACGGCUGGCCUCUGAACUCUAGCAACAGCACAGACUUCUCUAUGAACAACAAUACACUGACAUUCAACUCUCUCCAGCAUUCUGACAACGGAGACUAUCAGUGUUCUGCCUCCAACCCCUUCAGCAACAUGACCAGCCCAUACUACAAACUGAUCGUCAACUAUGGACCGGAGAUGCCUAUUAUAACAGGACCAGCAUUAGGAGAAACAGGACACAACGUGACCUUCAACUGCUCAGCCUCCUCUCAGCCUCUCAGCCAGUUCAGCUGGUUCUUCAAUGGCUCCCAGGUGGCAACUGGCUCAAAGUAUGAGACUGGCCCACUGACUUUAGCCAGUCAUGGGAACUACACCUGUGUGGCCUUCAACAACAUCACUGUCAGAAACAGCACUGUCUCCAAGAUGCUCACUGUUGUUGCAACUGUGACCAUGACCAUCGUGAACGUCAUUGGAGCCCAGCCAAUACUGAACGAGAGAUUCUCUCUGACCUGUGGCACCACUGGAACGGUUUACUCCAUUCAGUGGAUGAGGAACGGCUGGCCUCUGUAUGCUAGCAACAGAACUGACUUCUCUACGAACAACAAUACACUGACAUUCAACUCGGUCCAGCAUUCUGACAAAGGAGACUAUCAGUGUUCUGCCUCCAACCCCUUCAGCAACAUGACCAGCCCAUACUACAAACUGAUCGUCAACUAUGGACCGGAGAUGCCUAUUAUAACAGGACCAGCAUUAGAAGAAACAGGACACAACGUGACCUUCAACUGCUCAGCCUCCUCUCAGCCUCUCAGCCAGUUCAGCUGGUUCUUCAAUGGCUCCCAGGUUGCAACUGGCUCAAAGUAUGAGACUGGCCCACUGACUUUAGCCAGUCAAGGGGACUACACCUGUGUGGCCUUCAACAACAUCACUGUCAGAAACAGCACUGUCUCCAAGAUGCUCACUGUUGUUGCAAAAGUGACCAUGACCAUCGUGAAAGUCAUUGGAGCCCAGCCAAUACUGAACGAGAGAUUCUCUCUGACCUGUGGCACCACUGGAACGGUUUACUCCAUUCAGUGGAUGAGGAACGGCUGGCCUCUGUAUGCUAGCAACAGAACUGACUUCUCUACGAACAACAAUACACUGACAUUCAACUCGGUCCAGCAUUCUGACAAAGGAGACUAUCAGUGUUCUGCCUCCAACCCCUUCAGCAACAUGACCAGCCCAUACUACAAACUGAUCGUCAACUAUGGACCGGAGAUGCCUAUUAUAACAGGACCAGCAUUAGGAGAAACAGGACACAACGUGACCUUCAACUGCUCAGCCUCCUCUCAGCCUCUCAGCCAGUUCAGCUGGUUCUUCAAUGGCUCCCAGGUUGCAACUGGCUCAAAGUAUGAGACUGGCCCACUGACUUUAGCCAGUCAAGGGGACUACACCUGUGUGGCCUUCAACAACAUCACUGUCAGAAACAGCACUGUCUCCAAGAUGCUCACUGUUGUUGCAACUGUGACCAUGACCAUCGUGAAAGUCAUUGGAGCCCAGCCAAUACUGAACGAGAGAUUCUCUCUGACCUGUGGCACCACUGGAACGGUUUACUCCAUUCAGUGGAUGAGGAACGGCUGGCCUCUGUAUGCUAGCAACAGAACUGACUUCUCUACGAACAACAAUACACUGACAUUCAACUCGGUCCAGCAUUCUGACAAAGGAGACUAUCAGUGUUCUGCCUCCAACCCCUUCAGCAACAUGACCAGCCCAUACUACAAACUGAUCGUCAACUAUGGACCGGAGAUGCCUAUUAUAACAGGACCAGCAUUAGGAGAAACAGGACACAACGUGACCUUCAACUGCUCAGCCUCCUCUCAGCCUCUCAGCCAGUUCAGCUGGUUCUUCAAUGGCUCCCAGGUGGCAACUGGCUCAAAGUAUGAGACUGGCCCACUGACUUUAGCCAGUCAAGGGGACUACACCUGUGUGGCCUUCAACAACAUCACUGUCAGAAACAGCACUGUCUCCAAGAUGCUCACUGUUGUUGCAACUGUGACCAUGACCAUCGUGAACGUCAUUGGAGCCCAGCCAAUACUGAACGAGAGAUUCUCUCUGACCUGUGGCACCACUGGAACGGUUUACUCCAUUCAGUGGAUGAGGAACGGCUGGCCUCUGUAUGCUAGCAACAGAACUGACUUCUCUACGAACAACAAUACACUGACAUUCAACUCGGUCCAGCAUUCUGACAAAGGAGACUAUCAGUGUUCUGCCUCCAACCCCUUCAGCAACAUGACCAGCCCAUACUACAAACUGAUCGUCAACUAUGGACCGGAGAUGCCUAUUAUAACAGGACCAGCAUUAGGAGAAACAGGACACAACGUGACCUUCAACUGCUCAGCCUCCUCUCAGCCUCUCAGCCAGUUCAGCUGGUUCUUCAAUGGCUCCCAGGUGGCAACUGGCUCAAAGUAUGAGACUGGCCCACUGACUUUAGCCAGUCAAGGGGACUACACCUGUGUGGCCUUCAACAACAUCACUGUCAGAAACAGCACUGUCUCCAAGAUGCUCACUGUUGUUGCAACUGUGACCAUGACCAUCGUGAAAGUCAUUGGAGCCCAGCCAAUACUGAACGAGAGAUUCUCUCUGACCUGUGGCACCACUGGAACGGUUUACUCCAUUCAGUGGAUGAGGAACGGCUGGCCUCUGUAUGCUAGCAACAGAACUGACUUCUCUACGAACAACAAUACUCUGACAUUCAACUCGGUCCAGCAUUCUGACAAAGGAGACUAUCAGUGUUCUGCCUCCAACCCCUUCAGCAACAUGACCAGCCCAUACUACAAACUGAUCGUCAACUAUGGACCGGAGAUGCCUAUUAUAACAGGACCAGCAUUAGGAGAAACAGGACACAACGUGACCUUCAACUGCUCAGCCUCCUCUCAGCCUCUCAGCCAGAUCAGCUGGUUCUUCAAUGGCUCCCAGGUUGCAACUGGCUCAAAGUAUGAGACUGGCCCACUGACUUUAGCCAGUCAAGGGGACUACACCUGUGUGGCCUUCAACAACAUCACUGUCAGAAACAGCACUGUCUCCAAGAUGCUCACUGUUGUUGCAACUGUGACCAUGACCAUCGUGAAAGUCAUUGGAGCCCAGCCAAUACUGAACGAGAGAUUCUCUCUGACCUGUGGCACCACUGGAACGGUUUACUCCAUUCAGUGGAUGAGGAACGGCUGGCCUCUGUAUGCUAGCAACAGAACUGACUUCUCUACGAACAACAAUACACUGACAUUCAACUCGGUCCAGCAUUCUGACAAAGGAGACUAUCAGUGUUCUGCCUCCAACCCCUUCAGCAACAUGACCAGCCCAUACUACAAACUGAUCGUCAACUAUGGACCGGAGAUGCCUAUUAUAACAGGACCAGCAUUAGGAGAAACAGGACACAACGUGACCUUCAACUGCUCAGCCUCCUCUCAGCCUCUCAGCCAGUUCAGCUGGUUCUUCAAUGGCUCCCAGGUUGCAACUGGCUCAAAGUAUGAGACUGGCCCACUGACUUUAGCCAGUCAUGGGAACUACACCUGUGUGGCCUUCAACAACAUCACUGUCAGAAACAGCACUGUCUCCAAGAUGCUCAUUGUUGUUGCAACUGUGACCAUGACCAUCGUGAAAGUCAUUGGAGCCCAGCCAAUACUGAACGAGAGAUUCUCUCUGACCUGUGGCACCACUGGAACGGUUUACUCCAUUCAGUGGAUGAGGAACGGCUGGCCUCUGUAUGCUAGCAACAGAACUGACUUCUCUACGAACAACAAUACACUGACAUUCAACUCGGUCCAGCAUUCUGACAAAGGAGACUAUCAGUGUUCUGCCUCCAACCCCUUCAGCAACAUGACCAGCCCAUACUACAAACUGAUCGUCAACUAUGGACCGGAGAUGCCUAUUAUAACAGGACCAGCAUUAGGAGAAACAGGACACAACGUGACCUUCAACUGCUCAGCCUCCUCUCAGCCUCUCAGCCAGUUCAGCUGGUUCUUCAAUGGCUCCCAGGUGGCAACUGGCUCAAAGUAUGAGACUGGCCCACUGACUUUAGCCAGUCAAGGGGACUACACCUGUGUGGCCUUCAACAACAUCACUGUCAGAAACAGCACUGUCUCCAAGAUGCUCACUGUUGUUGCAACUGUGACCAUGACCAUCGUGAAAGUCAUUGGAGCCCAGCCAAUACUGAACGAGAGAUUCUCUCUGACCUGUGGCACCACUGGAACGGUUUACUCCAUUCAGUGGAUGAGGAACGGCUGGCCUCUGUAUGCUAGCAACAGAACUGACUUCUAUACGAACAACAAUACACUGACAUUCAACUCAGUCCAGCAUUCUGACAAAGGAGACUAUCAGUGUUCUGCCUCCAACCCCUUCAGCAACAUGACCAGCCCAUACUACAAACUGAUCGUCAACUAUGGACCGGAGAUGCCUAUUAUAACAGGACCAGCAUUAGGAGAAACAGGACACAACGUGACCUUCAACUGCUCAGCCUCCUCUCAGCCUCUCAGCCAGUUCAGCUGGUUCUUCAAUGGCUCCCAGGUGGCAACUGGCUCAAAGUAUGAGACUGGCCCACUGACUUUAGCCAGUCAAGGGGACUACACCUGUGUGGCCUUCAACAACAUCACUGUCAGAAACAGCACUGUCUCCAAGAUGCUCACUGUUGUUGCAACUGUGACCAUGACCAUCGUGAACGUCAUUGGAGCCCAGCCAAUACUGAACGAGAGAUUCUCUCUGACCUGUGGCACCACUGGAACGGUUUACUCCAUUCAGUGGAUGAGGAACGGCUGGCCUCUGUAUGCUAGCAACAGAACUGACUUCUCUACGAACAACAAUACACUGACAUUCAACUCGGUCCAGCAUUCUGACAAAGGAGACUAUCAGUGUUCUGCCUCCAACCCCUUCAGCAACAUGACCAGCCCAUACUACAAACUGAUCGUCAACUAUGGACCGGAGAUGCCUAUUAUAACAGGACCAGCAUUAGGAGAAACAGGACACAACGUGACCUUCAACUGCUCAGCCUCCUCUCAGCCUCUCAGCCAGUUCAGCUGGUUCUUCAAUGGCUCCCAGGUGGCAACUGGCUCAAAGUAUGAGACUGGCCCACUGACUUUAGCCAGUCAUGGUAACUACACCUGUGUGGCCUUCAACAACAUCACUGUCAGAAACAGCACUGUCUCCAAGAUGCUCACUGUUGUUGCAACUGUGACCAUGACCAUCGUGAAAGUCAUUGGAGCCCAGCCAAUACUGAACGAGAGAUUCUCUCUGACCUGUGGCACCACUGGAACGGUUUACUCCAUUCAGUGGAUGAGGAACGGCUGGCCUCUGUAUGCUAGCAACAGAACUGACUUCUCUACGAACAACAAUACACUGACAUUCAACUCGGUCCAGCAUUCUGACAAAGGAGACUAUCAGUGUUCUGCCUCCAACCCCUUCAGCAACAUGACCAGCCCAUACUACAAACUGAUCGUCAACUAUGGACCGGAGAUGCCUAUUAUAACAGGACCAGCAUUAGGAGAAACAGGACACAACGUGACCUUCAACUGCUCAGCCUCCUCUCAGCCUCUCAGCCAGUUCAGCUGGUUCUUCAAUGGCUCCCAGGUGGCAACUGGCUCAAAGUAUGAGACUGGCCCACUGACUUUAGCCAGUCAAGGGGACUACACCUGUGUGGCCUUCAACAACAUCACUGUCAGAAACAGCACUGUCUCCAAGAUGCUCACUGUUGUUGCAACUGUGACCAUGACCAUCGUGAAAGUCAUUGGAGCCCAGCCAAUACUGAACGAGAGAUUCUCUCUGACCUGUGGCACCACUGGAACGGUUUACUCCAUUCAGUGGAUGAGGAACGGCUGGCCUCUGUAUGCUAGCAACAGAACUGACUUCUCUACGAACAACAAUACACUGACAUUCAACUCGGUCCAGCAUUCUGACAAAGGAGACUAUCAGUGUUCUGCCUCCAACCCCUUCAGCAACAUGACCAGCCCAUACUACAAACUGAUCGUCAACUAUGGACCGGAGAUGCCUAUUAUAACAGGACCAGCAUUAGGAGAAACAGGACACAACGUGACCUUCAACUGCUCAGCCUCCUCUCAGCCUCUCAGCCAGUUCAGCUGGUUCUUCAAUGGCUCCCAGGUGGCAACUGGCUCAAAGUAUGAGACUGGCCCACUGACUUUAGCCAGUCAAGGGGACUACACCUGUGUGGCCUUCAACAACAUCACUGUCAGAAACAGCACUGUCUCCAAGAUGCUCACUGUUGUUGCAACUGUGACCAUGACCAUCGUGAAAGUCAUUGGAGCCCAGCCAAUACUGAACGAGAGAUUCUCUCUGACCUGUGGCACCACUGGAACGGUUUACUCCAUUCAGUGGAUGAGGAACGGCUGGCCUCUGUAUGCUAGCAACAGAACUGACUUCUCUACGAACAACAAUACACUGACAUUCAACUCAGUCCAGCAUUCUGACAAAGGAGACUAUCAGUGUUCUGCCUCCAACCCCUUCAGCAACAUGACCAGCCCAUACUACAAACUGAUCGUCAACUAUGGACCGGAGAUGCCUAUUAUAACAGGACCAGCAUUAGGAGAAACAGGACACAACGUGACCUUCAACUGCUCAGCCUCCUCUCAGCCUCUCAGCCAGUUCAGCUGGUUCUUCAAUGGCUCCCAGGUGGCAACUGGCUCAAAGUAUGAGACUGGCCCACUGACUUUAGCCAGUCAAGGGGACUACACCUGUGUGGCCUUCAACAACAUCACUGUCAGAAACAGCACUGUCUCCAAGAUGCUCACUGUUGUUGCAACUGUGACCAUGACCAUCGUGAACGUCAUUGGAGCCAUGCCAAUACUGAACGAGAGAUUCUCUCUGACCUGUGGCACCACUGGAACGGUUUACUCCAUUCAGUGGAUGAGGAACGGCUGGCCUCUGUAUGCUAGCAACAGAACUGACUUCUCUACGAACAACAAUACUCUGACAUUCAACUCGGUCCAGCAUUCUGACAAAGGAGACUAUCAGUGUUCUGCCUCCAACCCCUUCAGCAACAUGACCAGCCCAUACUACAAACUGAUCGUCAACUAUGGACCGGAGAUGCCUAUUAUAACAGGACCAGCAUUAGGAGAAACAGGACACAACGUGACCUUCAACUGCUCAGGCUCCUCUCAGCCUCUCAGCCAGUUCAGCUGGUUCUUCAAUGGCUCCCAGGUUGCAACUGGCUCAAAGUAUGAGACUGGCCCACUGACUUUAGCCAGUCAAGGGGACUACACCUGUGUGGCCUUCAACAACAUCACUGUCAGAAACAGCACUGUCUCCAAGAUGCUCACUGUUGUUGCAACUGUGACCAUGACCAUCGUGAAAGUCAUUGGAGCCCAGCCAAUACUGAACGAGAGAUUCUCUCUGACCUGUGGCACCACUGGAACGGUUUACUCCAUUCAGUGGAUGAGGAACGGCUGGCCUCUGUAUGCUAGCAACAGAACUGACUUCUCUACGAACAACAAUACACUGACAUUCAACUCGGUCCAGCAUUCUGACAAAGGAGACUAUCAGUGUUCUGCCUCCAACCCCUUCAGCAACAUGACCAGCCCAUACUACAAACUGAUCGUCAACUAUGGACCGGAGAUGCCUAUUAUAACAGGACCAGCAUUAGGAGAAACAGGACACAACGUGACCUUCAACUGCUCAGCCUCCUCUCAGCCUCUCAGCCAGUUCAGCUGGUUCUUCAAUGGCUCCCAGGUGGCAACUGGCUCAAAGUAUGAGACUGGCCCACUGACUUUAGCCAGUCAAGGGGACUACACCUGUGUGGCCUUCAACAACAUCACUGUCAGAAACAGCACUGUCUCCAAGAUGCUCACUGUUGUUGCAACUGUGACCAUGACCAUCGUGAAAGUCAUUGGAGCCCAGCCAAUACUGAACGAGAGAUUCUCUCUGACCUGUGGCACCACUGGAACGGUUUACUCCAUUCAGUGGAUGAGGAACGGCUGGCCUCUGUAUGCUAGCAACAGAACUGACUUCUCUACGAACAACAAUACACUGACAUUCAACUCGGUCCAGCAUUCUGACAAAGGAGACUAUCAGUGUUCUGCCUCCAACCCCUUCAGCAACAUGACCAGCCCAUACUACAAACUGAUCGUCAACUAUGGACCGGAGAUGCCUAUUAUAACAGGACCAGCAUUAGGAGAAACAGGACACAACGUGACCUUCAACUGCUCAGCCUCCUCUCAGCCUCUCAGCCAGUUCAGCUGGUUCUUCAAUGGCUCCCAGGUGGCAACUGGCUCAAAGUAUGAGAAUGGCCCACUGACUUUAGCCAGUCAAGGGGACUACACCUGUGUGGCCUUCAACAACAUCACUGUCAGAAACAGCACAGUCUCCAAGAUGCUCACUGUUGUUGCAACUGUGACCAUGACCAUCGUGAAAGUCAUUGGAGCCCAGCCAAUACUGAACGAGAGAUUCUCUCUGACCUGUGGCACCACUGGAACGGUUUACUCCAUUCAGUGGAUGAGGAACGGCUGGCCUCUGUAUGCUAGCAACAGAACUGGCUUCUCUACGAACAACAAUACACUGACAUUCAACUCGGUCCAGCAUUCUGACAAAGGAGACUAUCAGUGUUCUGCCUCCAACCCCUUCAGCAACAUGACCAGCCCAUACUACAAACUGAUUGUCAACUAUGGACCGGAGAUGCCUAUUAUAACAGGACCAGCAUUAGGAGAAACAGGACACAACGUGACCUUCAACUGCUCAGCCUCCUCUCAGCCUCUCAGCCAGUUCAGCUGGUUCUUCAAUGGCUCCCAGGUUGCGACUGGCUCAAAGUAUGAGACUGGCCCACUGACUUUAGCCAGUCAAGGGGACUACACCUGUGUGGCCUUCAACAACAUCACUGUCAGAAACAGCACUGUCUCCAAGAUGCUCACUGUUGUUGCAACUGUGACCAUGACCAUCGUGAAAGUCAUUGGAGCCCAGCCAAUACUGAACGAGAGAUUCUCUCUGACCUGUGGCACCACUGGAACGGUUUACUCCAUUCAGUGGAUGAGGAACGGCUGGCCUCUGUAUGCUAGCAACAGAACUGACUUCUCUACGAACAACAAUACACUGACAUUCAACUCGGUCCAGCAUUCUGACAAAGGAGACUAUCAGUGUUCUGCCUCCAACCCCUUCAGCAACAUGACCAGCCCAUACUACAAACUGAUCGUCAACUAUGGACCGGAGAUGCCUAUUAUAACAGGACCAGCAUUAGGAGAAACAGGACACAACGUGACCUUCAACUGCUCAGCCUCCUCUCAGCCUCUCAGCCAGUUCAGCUGGUUCUUCAAUGGCUCCCAGGUUGCAACUGGCUCAAAGUAUGAGACUGGCCCACUGACUUUAGCCAGUCAAGGGGACUACACCUGUGUGGCCUUCAACAACAUCACUGUCAGAAACAGCACUGUCUCCAAGAUGCUCACUGUUGUUGCAACUGUGACCAUGACCAUCGUGAAAGUCAUUGGAGCCCAGCCAAUACUGAACGAGAGAUUCUCUCUGACCUGUGGCACCACUGGAACGGUUUACUCCAUUCAGUGGAUGAGGAACGGCUGGCCUCUGUAUGCUAGCAACAGAACUGACUUCUCUACGAACAACAAUACACUGACAUUCAACUCGGUCCAGCAUUCUGACAAAGGAGACUAUCAGUGUUCUGCCUCCAACCCCUUCAGCAACAUGACCAGCCCAUACUACAAACUGAUCGUCAACUAUGGACCGGAGAUGCCUAUUAUAACAGGACCAGCAUUAGGAGAAACAGGACACAACGUGACCUUCAACUGCUCAGCCUCCUCUCAGCCUCUCAGCCAGUUCAGCUGGUUCUUCAAUGGCUCCCAGGUGGCAACUGGCUCAAAGUAUGAGACUGGCCCACUGACUUUAGCCAGUCAAGGGGACUACACCUGUGUGGCCUUCAACAACAUCACUGUCAGAAACAGCACUGUCUCCAAGAUGCUCACUGUUGUUGCAACUGUGACCAUGACCAUCGUGAAAGUCAUUGGAGCCCAGCCAAUACUGAACGAGAGAUUCUCUCUGACCUGUGGCACCACUGGAACGGUUUACUCCAUUCAGUGGAUGAGGAACGGCUGGCCUCUGUAUGCUAGCAACAGAACUGACUUCUCUACGAACAACAAUACACUGACAUUCAACUCGGUCCAGCAUUCUGACAAAGGAGACUAUCAGUGUUCUGCCUCCAACCCCUUCAGCAACAUGACCAGCCCAUACUACAAACUGAUCGUCAACUAUGGACCGGAGAUGCCUAUUAUAACAGGACCAGCAUUAGGAGAAACAGGACACAACGUGACCUUCAACUGCUCAGCCUCCUCUCAGCCUCUCAGCCAGUUCAGCUGGUUCUUCAAUGGCUCCCAGGUGGCAACUGGCUCAAAGUAUGAGACUGGCCCACUGACUUUAGCCAGUCAAGGGGACUACACCUGUGUGGCCUUCAACAACAUCACUGUCAGAAACAGCACUGUCUCCAAGAUGCUCACUGUUGUUGCAACUGUGACCAUGACCAUCGUGAAAGUCAUUGGAGCCCAGCCAAUACUGAACGAGAGAUUCUCUCUGACCUGUGGCACCACUGGAACGGUUUACUCCAUUCAGUGGAUGAGGAACGGCUGGCCUCUGUAUGCUAGCAACAGAACUGACUUCUCUACGAACAACAAUACACUGACAUUCAACUCGGUCCAGCAUUCUGACAAAGGAGACUAUCAGUGUUCUGCCUCCAACCCCUUCAGCAACAUGACCAGCCCAUACUACAAACUGAUCGUCAACUAUGGACCGGAGAUGCCUAUUAUAACAGGACCAGCAUUAGGAGAAACAGGACACAACGUGACCUUCAACUGCUCAGCCUCCUCUCAGCCUCUCAGCCAGUUCAGCUGGUUCUUCAAUGGCUCCCAGGUGGCAACUGGCUCAAAGUAUGAGACUGGCCCACUGACUUUAGCCAGUCAAGGGGACUACACCUGUGUGGCCUUCAACAACAUCACUGUCAGAAACAGCACUGUCUCCAAGAUGCUCACUGUUGUUGCAACUGUGACCAUGACCAUCGUGAAAGUCAUUGGAGCCCAGCCAAUACUGAACGAGAGAUUCUCUCUGACCUGUGGCACCACUGGAACGGUUUACUCCAUUCAGUGGAUGAGGAACGGCUGGCCUCUGUAUGCUAGCAACAGAACUGACUUCUCUACGAACAACAAUACACUGACAUUCAACUCGGUCCAGCAUUCUGACAAAGGAGACUAUCAGUGUUCUGCCUCCAACCCCUUCAGCAACAUGACCAGCCCAUACUACAAACUGAUCAUCAACUAUGGACCGGAGAUGCCUAUUAUAACAGGACCAGCAUUAGGAGAAACAGGACACAACGUGACCUUCAACUGCUCAGCCUCCUCUCAGCCUCUCAGCCAGUUCAGCUGGUUCUUCAAUGGCUCCAAGGUGGCAACUGGCUCAAAGUAUGAGACUGGCCCACUGACUUUAGCCAGUCAAGGGGACUACACCUGUGUGGCCUUCAACAACAUCACUGUCAGAAAUAGCACUGUCUCCAAGAUGCUCACUGUUGUUGCAACUGUGACCAUGACCAUCGUGAAAGUCAUUGGAGCCCAGCCAAUACUGAACGAGAGAUUCUCUCUGACCUGUGGCACCACUGGAACGGUUUACUCCAUUCAGUGGAUGAGGAACGGCUGGCCUCUGUAUGCUAGCAACAGAACUGACUUCUCUACGAACAACAAUACACUGACAUUCAACUCGGUCCAGCAUUCUGACAAAGGAGACUAUCAGUGUUCUGCCUCCAACCCCUUCAGCAACAUGACCAGCCCAUACUACAAACUGAUCGUCAACUAUGGACCGGAGAUGCCUAUUAUAACAGGACCAGCAUUAGGAGAAACAGGACACAACGUGACCUUCAACUGCUCAGCCUCCUCUCAGCCUCUCAGCCAGUUCAGCUGGUUCUUCAAUGGCUCCCAGGUGGCGACUGGCUCAAAGUAUGAGACUGGCCCACUGACUUUAGCCAGUCAUGGGAACUACACCUGUGUGGCCUUCAACAACAUCACUGUCAGAAACAGCACUGUCUCCAAGAUGCUCACUGUUGUUGCAACUGUAACCAUGACCAUCGUGAAAGUCAUUGGAGCCCAGCCAAUACUGAACGAGAGAUUCUCUCUGACCUGUGGCACCACUGGAACAGUUUACUCCAUUCAGUGGAUGAGGAACGGCUGGCCUCUGUAUGCUAGCAACAGAACUGACUUCUCUCCGAACAACAAUACACUGACAUUCAACUCGGUCCAGCAUUCUGACAAAGGAGACUAUCAGUGUUCUGCCUCCAACCCCUUCAGCAACAUGACCAGCCCAUACUACAAACUGAUCGUCAACUAUGGACCGGAGAUGCCUAUUAUAACAGGACCAGCAUUAGGAGAAACAGGACACAACGUGACCUUCAACUGCUCAGCCUCCUCUCAGCCUCUCAGCCAGUUCAGCUGGUUCUUCAAUGGCUCCCAGGUGGCGACUGGCUCAAAGUAUGAGACUGGCCCACUGACUUUAGCUAGUCAAGGGGACUACACCUGUGUGGCCUUCAACAACAUCACUGUCAGAAACAGCACAGUCUCCAAGAUGCUCACUGUUGUUGCAACUGUAACCAUGACCAUCGUGAAAGUCAUUGGAGCCCAGCCAAUACUGAACGAGAGAUUCUCUCUGACCUGUGGCACCACUGGAACAGUUUACUCCAUUCAGUGGAUGAGGAACGGCUGGCCUCUGUAUGCUAGCAACAGAACUGACUUCUCUACGAACAACAAUACACUGACAUUCAACUCGGUCCAGCAUUCUGACAAAGGAGACUAUCAGUGUUCUGCCUCCAACCCCUUCAGCAACAUGACCAGCCCAGAAUACAAACUGAUCGUCAACUAUGGACCGGAGAUGCCUAUUAUAACAGGACCAGCAUUAGGAGAAACAGGACACAACGUGACCUUCAACUGCUCAGCCUCCUCUCAGCCUCUCAGCCAGUUCAGCUGGUUCUUCAAUGGCUCCCAGGUGGCAAUUGGCUCAAAGUAUGAGACUGGCCCACUGACUUUAGCCAGUCAUGGGAACUACACCUGUGUGGCCUUCAACAACAUCACUGUCAGAAACAGCACUGUCUCCAAGAUGCUCACUGUUGUUGCAACUGUGACCAUGACCAUCGUGAAAGUCAUUGGAGCCCAGCCAAUACUGAACGAGAGAUUCUCUCUGACCUGUGGCACCACUGGAACGGUUUACUCCAUUCAGUGGAUGAGGAACGGCUGGCCUCUGUAUGCUAGCAACAGAACUGACUUCUCUCCGAACAACAAUACACUGACAUUCAACUCGGUCCAGCAUUCUGACAAAGGAGACUAUCAGUGUUCUGCCUCCAACCCCUUCAGCAACAUGACCAGCCCAUACUACAAACUGAUCGUCAACUAUGGACCGGAGAUGCCUAUUAUAACAGGACCAGCAUUAGGAGAAACAGGACACAACGUGACCUUCAACUGCUCAGCCUCCUCUCAGCCUCUCAGCCAGUUCAGAUGGUUCUUCAAUGGCUCCCAGGUGGAAAUUGGCUCAAAGUAUGAGACUGGCCCACUGACUUUAGCCAGUCAUGGGGAGUACACCUGCGUGGCCUUCAACAACAUCACUUGCAGAAACAGCACUGUCUCCAAGAUGCUCAUUGUUGUUGCAACUGUGACCAUGACCAUUGUGAAAGUCAUUGGCGCCCAGCCAACACUGAAGGAGAGAUUCUCUCUGACCUGUGACACCGCUGGAACGGUUUACUCCAUUCAGUGGAUGAAGAACAGCUGGCCUCUGUAUGCUGACAACAGAACAGAGUUCUCUAUAAAUAACAAUACACUGACAUUCAAUUCUGUCCAGCAUUCUGACAACGGAGACUAUCAGUGUUCUGCCUCCAACCCCCUCAGCAACAUGACCAGCCCAGAAUACAGACUGAUCGUCAACUAUGGACCGGAGAUGACUAUUAUAACAGGACCAGCAUUAGGAGAAACAGGACACAGCGUGACCUUCAACUGCUCAGCCUCCUCUCAGCCUCCAAGCCACUUCAGCUGGUUCUUCAAUGGCUCCCAGGUGGCAACUGGCUCAAAGUAUGAGACUGGCCCACUGACUUUAGCCAGUCAUGGGGACUACACCUGUGUGGCCUUCAACAACAUCACUUGCAGAAACAGCACUGUCUCCAAGAUGCUCAUUGUUGUUGAAACUGUGACCAUGACCAUCGUGAAAGUCAUUGGCGCCCAGCCAACACUGAAGGAGAGAUUCUCUCUGACCUGUGACACCGCUGGAACGGUUUACUCCAUUCAGUGGAUGAAGAACAGCUGGCCUCUGUAUGCUGACAACAGAACAGAGUUCUCUAUAAAUAACAAUACACUGACAUUCAAUUCUGUCCAGCAUUCUGACAACGGAGACUAUCAGUGUUCUGCCUCCAACCCCCUCAGCAGCAUGACCAGCCCAGAAUACAGACUGAUCGUCAACUAUGGACCGGAGAUGCCGAUUAUAACAGGACCAGCAUUAGGAGAAACAGGACACAACGUGACCUUCAACUGCUCAGCCUCCUCUCAGCCUCUCUGCCACUUCAGCUGGUUCUUCAAUGGCUCCCAGGUGGCAAUUGGCUCAAAGUAUGAGACUGGCCCACUGACUUUAGCCAGUCAUGGGGAGUACACCUGUGUGGCCUUCAACAACAUCACUUGCAGAAACAGCACUGUCUCCAAGAUGCUCAUUGUUGUUGCAACUGUGACCAUGACCAUUGUGAAAGUCAUUGGCGCCCAGCCAACACUGAAGGAGAGAUUCUCUCUGACCUGUGACACCGCCGGAACGGUUUACUCCAUUCAGUGGAUAAAGAACAGCUGGCCCCUGUAUGCUGACAACAGAACAGAGUUCUCUAUAAAUAACAAUACACUGACAUUCAAUUCUGUCCAGCAUUCUGACAACGGAGACUAUCAGUGUUCUGCCUCCAACCCCCUCAGCAACAUGACCAGCCCAGAAUACAGACUGAUCGUCAACUAUGGACCGGAGAUGCCGAUUAUAACAGGACCAGCAUUAGGAGAAACAGGACGCAGCGUGACCUUCAACUGCUCAGCCUCCUCUCAGCCUCUCAGCCAGUUCAGCUGGUUCUUCAAUGGCUCCCAGGUGGCAAUUGGCUCAAAGUAUGAGACUGGCCCACUGACUUUAGCCAGUCAUGGGGAGUACACCUGUGUGGCCUUCAACAACAUCACUUGCAGAAACAGCACUGUCUCCAAGAUGCUCAUUGUUGUUGAAACUGUGACCAUGACCAUCGUGAAAGUCAUUGGCGCCCAGCCAACACUGAAGGAGAGAUUCUCUCUGACCUGUGACACCGCUGGAACGGUUUACUCCAUUCAGUGGAUGAAGAACAGCUGGCCUCUGUAUGCUGACAACAGAACAGAGUUCUCUAUAAAUAACAAUACACUGACAUUCAAUUCUGUCCAGCAUUCUGACAACGGAGACUAUCAGUGUUCUGCCUCCAACCCCCUCAGCAGCAUGACCAGCCCAGAAUACAGACUGAUCGUCAACUAUGGACCGGAGAUGCCGAUUAUAACAGGACCAGCAUUAGGAGAAACAGGACACAACGUGACCUUCAACUGCUCAGCCUCCUCUCAGCCUCUCUGCCACUUCAGCUGGUUCUUCAAUGGCUCCCAGGUGGCAAUUGGCUCAAAGUAUGAGACUGGCCCACUGACUUUAGCCAGUCAUGGGGAGUACACCUGUGUGGCCUUCAACAACAUCACUUGCAGAAACAGCACUGUCUCCAAGAUGCUCAUUGUUGUUGCAACUGUGACCAUGACCAUUGUGAAAGUCAUUGGCGCCCAGCCAACACUGAAGGAGAGAUUCUCUCUGACCUGUGACACCGCCGGAACGGUUUACUCCAUUCAGUGGAUAAAGAACAGCUGGCCCCUGUAUGCUGACAACAGAACAGAGUUCUCUAUAAAUAACAAUACACUGACAUUCAAUUCUGUCCAGCAUUCUGACAACGGAGACUAUCAGUGUUCUGCCUCCAACCCCCUCAGCAACAUGACCAGCCCAGAAUACAGACUGAUCGUCAACUAUGGACCGGAGAUGCCGAUUAUAACAGGACCAGCAUUAGGAGAAACAGGACGAGGCGUGACCUUCAACUGCUCAGCCUCCUCUCAGCCUCUCAGCCAGUUCAGCUGGUUCUUCAAUGGCUCCCAGGUGGCAAUUGGCUCAAAGUAUGAGACUGGCCCACUGACUUUAGCCAGUCAUGGGGAGUACACCUGUGUGGCCUUCAACAACAUCACUUGCAGAAACAGCACUGUCUCCAAGAUGCUCAUUGUUGUUGCAACUGUGACCAUGACCAUUGUGAAAGUCAUUGGCGCCCAGCCAACACUGAAGGAGAGAUUCUCUCUGACCUGUGACACCGCCGGAACGGUUUACUCCAUUCAGUGGAUAAAGAACAGCUGGCCCCUGUAUGCUGACAACAGAACAGAGUUCUCUAUAAAUAACAAUACACUGACAUUCAAUUCUGUCCAGCAUUCUGACAACGGAGACUAUCAGUGUUCUGCCUCCAACCCCCUCAGCAACAUGACCAGCCCAGAAUACAGACUGAUCGUCAACUAUGGACCGGAGAUGCCUAUUAUAACAGGACCAGCAUUAGGAGAAACAGGACACAACGUGACCUUCAACUGCUCAGCCUCCUCUCAGCCUCUCAGCCAGUUCAGAUGGUUCUUCAAUGGCUCCCAGGUGGCAACUGGCUCAAAGUAUGAGACUGGCCCACUGACUUUAGCUAGUCAUGGGGACUACACCUGUGUGGCCUUCAACAACAUCACAUGCAGAAACAGCACUGUCUCCAAGAUGCUCAUUGUUGUUGCAACUGUGACCAUGACCAUCAUGAAAGAAAUUGGAGUCCAGCCAAUACUGAACGAGAGAUUCUCCCUGACCUGUAGCACCGCUGGAACGGUUUACUCCAUUCAGUGGAUGAGGAACGGCUGGCCUCUGUAUGCUAGCAACAGAACUGACUUCUCUACGAACAACAAUACACUGACAUUCAACUCGGUCCAGCAUUCUGACAAAGGAGACUAUCAGUGUUCUGCCUCCAACCCCUUCAGCAACAUGACCAGCCCAUACUACAAACUGAUCAUCAACUAUGGACCGGAGAUGCCUAUUAUAACAGGACCAGCAUUAGGAGAAACAGGACACAACGUGACCUUCAACUGCUCAGCCUCCUCUCAGCCUCUCAGCCAGUUCAGCUGGUUCUUCAAUGGCUCCCAGGUGGCAACUGGCUCAAAGUAUGAGACUGGCCCACUGACUUUAGCCAGUCAUGGGGACUACACCUGUGUGGCCUUCAACAACAUCACUUGCAGAAACAGCACUGUCUCCAAGAUGCUCAUUGUUGUUGCAACUGUGACCAUGACCAUCGUGAAAGAAAUUGGAGUCCAGCCAAUACUGAACGAGAGAUUCUCUCUGACCUGUAGCACCGCUGGAACGGUUUACUCAAUUCAGUGGAUGAGGAACGGCUGGCCUCUGUAUGCUACCAACAGAACUGACUUCUCUACGAACAACAAUACACUGACAUUCAACUCGGUCCAGCAUUCUGACAAAGGAGACUAUCAGUGUUCUGCCUCCAACCCCUUCAGCAACAUGACCAGCCCAUACUACAAACUGAUCGUCAACUAUGGACCGGAGAUGCCUAUUAUAACAGGACCAGCAUUAGGAGAAACAGGACACAACGUGACCUUCAACUGCUCAGCCUCCUCUCAGCCUCUCAGCCAGUUCAGCUGGUUCUUCAAUGGCUCCCAGGUGGCAACUGGCUCAAAGUAUGAGACUGGCCCACUGACUUUAGCCAGUCAUGGGGAGUACACCUGUGUGGCCUUCAACAGCAUCACUGUCAGAAACAGCACAGUCUCCAAGAUCCUCACUGUUGUUGCGCCAAUAACCUCAGUGUCCAUAAGCACCGGUGAAACCCAGGCGAUAGAGGGUGACUCCUUUACAAUGACUUGCAAUAUUGUUGGUGAUCCUAGCUCCAUUCACUGGUGGAAGAACCUCACGUUAGUGCAUCUGGAUAACAGAACCCACGUCUCUUUCGACAACAGAACACUGACGUUCAACCCUGUCCAGUAUUCUUCCUAUGGAGAAUAUCAGUGUAUGGCCAGAAAUAGUGUGAGCAACAGAACUAGCAACCGCUACACACUCCUAGUGAAUUAUGGACCCAAGCAACCUGUGAUAGCUGGUGCACCCAUUGCCGAAACAGAACAAAGAGUGACCUUCAACUGCUCAGCCUCCUCUCAGCCUCCCAGCCAGUUCAGCUGGUUCUUCAAUGGCUCCCAGGUGGCAACUGGCUCAGUGUAUGAGACUGGCCCACUGACUUUAACCAGUCAUGGGGAGUACACCUGUGUGGCCUUCAACAACGCCACUGGCAGAAACAGCACUGUCUCCAGGAUGCUCACCGUCAUUGAGGCUAUAAAGUCGGUGACGGUGAAACGAAACAAAACGCCGAUAUCAUCUGACAACCUAACCCUGACCUGUGAUGUCACCGGACGCUAUGACACCAUCUACUGGAUGAAGGACAACCUGUCUCUGGUCCUGAACAACACCUUGAACUCUGACAUCACCAUCUCUAACAACUCUCUGCACUUCAGUCCAGUCAAGGUGUCUAACGAUGGAAACUAUCAGUGCGUUGCCACCAACCUCUUUGGUCCACACACCAGCCCUAAAUACCAGCUACUGGUGAACUAUGGCCCUCUGAGUGUGAACCUCUCUGGCCCAGGCUUAGUGGUGAUUGGCUCAAUAAUCUCUGUCAAUCUGAAGUGCUCAGCCGACUCCCGGCCAACCAGCGAGUACUGGUGGAAACACAACAACCAAUCAUUGCCCGCGACUGGUCCUUUGAUGGCCGUAGGCGUCUCCUUGAAAAAUGCAGGGAUAUACACCUGUGUGGCCAAGAACUCUCUAACUAACAUCUCAAUGUCCAAGACCAUUAGUCUGGAUGUCAACGGCCACUCACCUGCCCCUCCAUUCCAGUCCAGAGUUGGUCUGAUGUUGAUGGGCCUUGUAGCGCUCUCUCUGCCUCUGAUCAACCACUGAGACUACCACACUGCACGUCUGCUGGCUGGGAGCCAAUCACUCCCUUCCCUCUACCCUCACUGACUCCCCUUGCUAAUCUGAAAAAGGACUGGAUAGAAAUAAGUGGUAUUGUCAAUAUUGUAAUUGCCCCAUCUUACCACCACAUUGCUGGGUUUAAUGUGCUUAGCUCCUUUCCAAUGCUUUUAGAUUGUGAGGAGAGAAUCAACAAGAGGUCAGAAGGGAGGGGCCUAUCCCCUUAGAAUAGAACCCACCUCGACAGUGUGUUUUUAUGUCAAUCAUCUCUAUAAACUGAUAUUCUUUUUAAAAACUGGUCUUCCACAUGGUAAUUGAAGGGGCAAACAUCCACAGCUCAGUUGUACUGCCUAUUUCUGUUUCUAAUUAAAUGUUCUUAGAUAUUCA
This is a messenger RNA of Salmo salar (Atlantic salmon), 22699 nucleotides long. NCBI's taxonomy places the organism in Eukaryota, Metazoa, Chordata, Actinopteri, Salmoniformes, Salmonidae. The record is from RefSeq and is a predicted model, not a curated record.